AUGGGUAUUCCCGCUGACAUUUCGGAAAAUGUUAAAUCUCGUGUUCUGAGCGAAGAAACACCUCUUCUUCGCGAAACAACACCAUCAGAAAGCGAAGAGGAUAUCAUUGGUCCUGAACCGAGCUCAGCAGAACUCUUUCUUGUCAUUUCUAGUGUGUACUUUGGCAUUUUUCUCGGUGCCCUUGAUGGAACUAUCAUCGCCACUCUUUCCGCAUCUAUUUCAACGCAUUUUUCUUCCCUUACUCUACUCUCUUGGCUGGUGUCGGCGUACUUGAUCGCCAAUGCUGCAUCCCAGCCACUACUAGGUCGUCUAACCGAUAUCUUCACUCGACAGAAAGGUCUUAUAGCAUGCAACCUCCUCUUCGCCGCCGGGAACUUGAUUAGCGGGCUUUCAACUUCUGAAGGCAUGAUGAUACUAGGCCGUGUGGUUGCUGGCUUAGGUGGUGGUGGUCUAAUGGCUAUUCCCAAUUUCAUUGCGUCUGAUUUGGUACCACUUAGAAAACGUGGGCUAAUCCAUGGAAUAUCAAACAUUUGCUUCAGUACCGGAGCCGGCCUAGGUAGCUUUCUAGGUGGGUGGAUCAAUGAUGUUUGGGGCUGGCGAUGGGCCUUUUUGCUUCAGGUACCACUGACUAUGAUUUCUUGCAUCAUGGUCUAUUUUACCGUCAAAAUACCAGCCAAAAAGUCAUCCUUGUCGGCGCUCUCCCGAGUAGAUUUUUUGGGAGCCGCAACCCUUAUAGUUUCGAUUGUUUUACUACUAUUCGGACUCAAUUCUGCCGGCAAUAUUAUCCCAUGGAAUCACCCAUUUAUACCCACCAGUAUAACACUCAGCUUGAUAAGUUUAAUGGUUUUUGUAUAUGUCGAAAUAUACAUAGCUUCCGAACCGAUAAUUCCGAUUAAACUUCUCGCUAUCAGAACGGUUGCAUCAGCGUGUCUAACUACCUGGUUCUCUACAAUGGUCAUGUACAUGGUUUUAUUCUAUCUCCCUAUCUUCUUCCAGGUCAAGGGGCUGUCCGCUACUAGUUCAGGAAUCCGUAUCAUACCCCAGUUUUUGGGGUCCACCUUUACCUCUGUCGGCUGUGGUAUUAUCAUAAAUGCCACUGGUCAAUACAAGCGACUGUUGAUACUUAUACUCUCUUCAUUUUGUCUAACUACUGGAUUUCUCACUACUCUUAGCCUCGACGGCAAUGAAUGGUUUAUUUACAUAUACGAAUUUAUACUUGGCGCGACCUUCAGCAGUCUUCUUACCAUUACCCUAAUUGCUACCAUAUCAGCAGUCUCUCACGAUCAUCGAGCUGUUGUUACCUCGGCCGUCUACGCUUUUCGCUCGACGGGUGCUACCAUCGGUGUCACUAUAGGUUCAGCCGUGUACCAAAACAUACUUCUUUCCGGCCUACACGAAAGGUUUGAUGGAAUUCCAGGCUCCGGAAGGGAGAUUGAGAAAAUUCGGAAUAGCCUGGACGAAAUGAACAACCUUCCUCCCGGCUGGGAUGCUGGCGUCAGAGCUGCCUUUGAUGUGGCACUAAGAAGCGUCUUUACCGUAGCCUUUCUUUGUGCUAUCCUCACCAUUAUCACAGGCUUGUUUAUACGUCAACAUGUAUUACAUAGCAGACUUGUUCGACAUGAUGUGAACGAGUAG
Molecule: messenger RNA, 1635 nt
Organism: Blumeria graminis f. sp. triticale
Lineage: Eukaryota; Fungi; Ascomycota; Leotiomycetes; Helotiales; Erysiphaceae
Source: the annotation of a GenBank genome assembly